Messenger RNA from Lithohypha guttulata, 1425 nucleotides. RefSeq lists its product as uncharacterized. Gene Ontology annotation, biological process: protein lipoylation. Gene Ontology annotation, molecular function: lipoyltransferase activity. Lineage: Eukaryota; Fungi; Ascomycota; Eurotiomycetes; Chaetothyriales; Trichomeriaceae. The record is from RefSeq and is a predicted model, not a curated record. Gene Ontology annotation, cellular component: mitochondrion; cytoplasm. Bases 1 to 1425 code for a protein of 474 amino acids. The transcript has 3 exons.
AUGGCAUUUAUCGACUACAAUAACGCGCAGCCUGCGACACAAACGACCAUUCUGGCGCACCAGGACUUCGUUAAACAAUACACGGCGAAGAACUUGGUCUCUAUAUUUCGAUCCUAUUCAAAUGACCCCUACUACAACCUUGCGGUCGAGAACCACUUGUUGAAGCACUCUGACCCCAAUUCACGUAUCUUGUUUACGUAUACAAACCGACCGUGUGUGGUAAUAGGGCGAAACCAGAAUCCGUGGCUAGAAUGCAAUAUACAGAAGAUACAAGAAGGGCUCAAGUUCAACGUUGACGAGUGGCAGUGGGCUUUCAACCAGCAGCCCAGCCAGGCUGCAGGAGACCCAAACAUACCUCUUGAUUUAGUGCGCAGAAGAAGUGGUGGUGGUACAGUCAUUCACGACGAGGGCAAUCUCAACUUCUCGUUCAUUGUGCCCAACGAUGCAUCAUUUUCGAGGAACAAGCACGCUCAGUUAGUGGUUGAUGCGUUGGAGCAGUACAAGAACAACGGGCCUUACUUGAGAGAAGCAGCCCUUUAUCACAAUGUUCGAGUCAACGAGAGGCAUGACAUCGUGAUGGUUCCCAAAAAUAGUACUAAUCAACAGAAAGAGUUCAAGGCAAGCGGAAGUGCAUUCAAAUUAACGCGAGGACGAGCACUGCACCAUGGAACACUCCUGCUCAGCUCGCCGAAUAUUGCACGCUCUAUUGACCACACUCAGACCGGGCCCAGCACUUUCUCGAUACUACUUUCCUCGCCAGCUAAGCCAUUUCUUGUCGCCAAAGGUGUCGCGAGCGUUCCAAGCCCUGUGCACAAUUUAUUUAAGCUCAGCAAAGACGAUGAUCGACGAAGGUUGUCUUGCGGGGUGGAAGACUUGGUUGCAAACGCCUUUCGAAAAUUUUACCACGACCAAUGUCCAACUGUCGUUGAUGUUGGGAAGAAGCAGGGUAGGCAAGACCUUUUGGAGGAUAUUCGUUCAGACAUGGAUGAGAUGAUGACAGACAGCUGGCGAUUUUGCCAAACACCCUCGUUUCAAUAUGCAUCGAAUUACGACGGUACUGCAGUGCAGUUUCAAGUCAAGCAUGGCAUGAUAGAGAAUCCAAAAACUGAGACCAACAACAAUUCUCUGAGGUUUCCCGGAUUCGCUGGCCUGGAAGGUAGAAAGCUGCACGAAGUGCAAUCUUGGGCGGAGUACAUACAUUCACAUUCAACAUCAACGACCAAUACGUCUAAAGUCCUUCCACAUCUCUCCACGAUUUUCCCCCGGAUCCACCUAGCAGACAAAUUAAGUGCAACCAAACCAGGCAACGUGAUCAUAAAAGAGAGCAGUGAUCUCUCAGAGGACGUCGAUGUCAUUCAAAGGAGAUCUACGAACAACCAGAUCGAGGUCGAGAGAAAGGGUCAGAACGUGAUCGUGGAGACGUGA